This is a messenger RNA of Loxodonta africana (African savanna elephant), 1212 nucleotides long. RefSeq names its product testis specific serine kinase 2 (gene TSSK2). Gene Ontology annotation, biological process: intracellular signal transduction; protein phosphorylation. The transcript has a single exon. The record is from RefSeq and is a predicted model, not a curated record. NCBI's taxonomy places the organism in Eukaryota, Metazoa, Chordata, Mammalia, Proboscidea, Elephantidae. Bases 126 to 1205 code for a protein of 359 amino acids. Gene Ontology annotation, molecular function: ATP binding; protein serine/threonine kinase activity. Gene Ontology annotation, cellular component: cytoplasm.
AUUCCACCCUCCAACUCCAAGCCCAGCCCACUCAAGCACUCCCCACAGUGUAAAUGAGGACAAUGUCUGCUGGCCCACGUGGGGAGGGGAUGUAGAGGGCAGCGGCACCGGCCGCUCCUGGCACCAUGGACGAUGCCGCAGUCCUAAGGAAGAAGGGUUACAUCGUGGGCAUCAAUCUGGGCAAAGGCUCCUAUGCAAAAGUCAAAUCUGCCUACUCCGAGCGCCUCAAGUUCAAUGUGGCAGUCAAGAUCAUUGACCGCAAGAAAACACCCACUGACUUUGUGGAGAGAUUCCUUCCUCGGGAGAUGGACAUCCUGGCAACCGUCAACCACCGCUCCAUCAUCAAAACCUACGAGAUCUUCGAGACUUCCGAUGGGAGGAUCUACAUCGUCAUGGAGCUUGGCGUCCAGGGCGACCUCCUGGAGUUCAUCAAGUGCCGGGGAGCCCUGCAUGAGGAUGUGGCACGCAAGAUGUUCCGCCAGCUCUCUUCGGCUGUCAAGUACUGCCAUGACCUGGAUGUUGUCCACCGAGACCUUAAGUGCGAGAACCUUCUCCUCGACAAGGACUUCAACAUCAAGCUGUCUGACUUCGGCUUCUCCAAACGCUGCCUGCGGGACAGCAGCGGGCGCAUCCUCCUCAGCAAGACCUUCUGUGGGUCUGCGGCAUAUGCAGCCCCCGAGGUGCUACAGGGCAUCCCCUACCAGCCCAAGGUGUAUGACAUCUGGAGCCUGGGUGUGAUCCUCUACAUCAUGGUCUGCGGCUCCAUGCCCUACGAUGACUCUGACAUAAAGAAGAUGCUGCGCAUCCAGAAGGAGCACCGCGUGGACUUCCCCCGCUCCAAGCACCUGACGAAUGAGUGCAAGGACCUCAUCUACCGCAUCCUGCAGCCAGACGUCAACCGACGGCUGCACAUUGAUGAGAUCCUCAGCCAUGCUUGGCUGCAGCCCCCCAAGCCCAAAGCCAUGUCUUCCAGUUCCUUGAAAAGGGAGGGUGAGGGCAAGUACCGGACUGAGUGCAAACUGGACACCCGGCCAGGCUCGCGGCCUGACCACCGGCCCGACCACAAGCUGGGGGCCAAAACCCAGCACCGGCUGCUGGUGGUGCCUGAGAACGAGGACAGCAGGAUGGAGGACCGGCUGGCCGAGGCCUCCAGGGGCAAAGACCAUCACCCUUCUGGAGCCGAGGUGGGGAAAGCAAGCACCUAGCAGUAGU